This is a messenger RNA of Effrenium voratum, 1618 nucleotides long. The record is from the annotation of a GenBank genome assembly. NCBI's taxonomy places the organism in Eukaryota, Dinophyceae, Suessiales, Symbiodiniaceae.
GCCAACUGCGACUUUGUUUAGCUGCGGCAAUGACUGCCAAAUCAAAUGGCACAAGCUGUCCUGGGCGCGUGCUGGUUUACUCGCACUCUUGGCUGCCGCAGCAGGUGGACGGAGUUGCUGUCCGGAUGAUGGCACACGUGAAUGCAAUGAGGAAGAGAGGAGUGAAGGUUCUUCUUGUUACUCCUGAUUUUGUGAUGGAAGGCGAGAACAAGGAAGUGCCUAAGUUUGACAUCAGCGAAGGCAUUGAGCAUGUGACGCUACGGACGCAAAAAACUCCAGUGUAUCGCAAAAAUAUGUGCAUGUCUAUGGCCUUUUCCAAUCUGCGGGUGCUUGUCCAAGCAAUCCAGCGCUUUCAGCCGGACUUAGUGCAUGCGACACAAGAAGCAUCCUUGCAAGUUGUUGUCACUGCGUGCAUCUAUUGCGCUGUCCCCUUGACUGUUUCACUGCACACGGAUGUGGCACAAAUAGCUGCUCGCGAUGAUGGAUUCUCUUCUAUUGGUGGCUCGAUUGGACGCCUUCACUCAUGGAUUUCUGUCCGGAUGGUGCACUGGGGCUACAGAAACUGGGCUUUGGGCGGUGCAAACUUUUUCCCCGUAUCACAACAAUCGCUUGUGAUUUUGCGAAAUGCUGGCGUGUCAGAGCAGAGAGUAGCUCCCAUCAUUUGGGGCCCUAUGGUGGAUCGGGAUCAAUUUCGAGUUGAUCUUCCGGAGGACUCAAUUGUGCAGGCUCGCAAAAAAUUGACGUUUGGCAUGCCAGAAUCCUACCUCAUGGUGUAUGUUGGUCGUGUGACAGCAGAAAAAGACAUUCAGUUCCUCCUGGACGGUCACAAGCGAGCUCCGAAGCAUGUGGUCCUGGCUCUGAUUGGACCUGGCUCCAUGGCAGACGAGCUGAAGCAGUUCCACGGGGAAGAGCACCGCUUGUACUGCACUGGUGAACUUGCAAGUCGGGAGGAAGUUGCACUUUUUCUUCGCGCUGCUGAUUUGCAUGUGUCAGCAAGCCGAAUGGAAACAGUCGGUUUCACAGCAAUGGAAUCCAUAAGCUGCGGGACACCCAUGCUUGCAGCAAAUGCUCAAGGCUUUGCCAUGUACCUCACACAUGGAGUGAACGCUCGGCUUUUCACUCCUGGAAGUACUGAAUCCUAUGAUCGCGAGCUGGCGGAGAUGAUGGCGACAAAGCUUGAAGGCAAGUGGUCGCGUGAAUCACUGCGAUCUACGAUGGAAAUGGCGUCUAUCGAUGCCUGCACCGAUCGAGCAUUUCAAGCGUAUCUCACAAGUCCUGCCAAAGACUGGCGUUACAUCAGAUUGGUGGUAUCCCUGUUCUACUUCGUGCUGAACUGGUUCUGCUCCAUUGCUUUUCAGUAGACAGUGCCACCGUAACACUGAUGCACAUGCCGCGCUUGAGAUGCCGUGCACGAGUCGCUGUGACAAAGAAUGUUGAGGCUGUAAAGCAGGAGUCCUGCUGGGCCAUUUUGCUUGAGGAGUCGACGGAUACGAUGACUGCUGGGUGGAUCACGCUGGUAGUCCUUCGCAUACAGUAGUUCGGAUCAGUUCAUGUGCAAAGGUGUCAAAUGGACAUUGUUGCAAAUCAGACGUUUUGCCAUCUGCGCUCGAAAUGCAGG